GUUCCCCCAAGAACCGAUAAAUCUCAUUGGUUACAGUGACCUGAGCUUGAGCGAAUGAAGAGAAGGCCUCGCUGUCGGCCUGGCACAUGGAGUGAUCAAUGUCAUCAAACAGAAUGGCAAAUGCCUGGCAACCCAGUCUUUAUUUGUAGGACACUUUGCAUACCUGUCUUAGUUUGCGUUUGAGCAGUGUAAGGUCACAGGCGGAGGAGAAGACGAUGUCCUGACCAGGAGAAAGGGCAUAAACAAACCUCAAGCCUCUCGACUGGGCCUCCAUUAUGAGGGAGAAUAGACUUCUCUCCACAACAGUCUGUGUUUGAGGUCAUCUUUGGGACCGUACAGUGAGACAGUGAGUCAGCAUGCAGCCUAUAAAUGUAACACCCUAAUGGAACAAGGCCAUCACACCUGUGUUUUUCCUCCUGGGUCCUGGCAAAAGGUCUGCUGUUGCAUCGUCGACCAGCUCGGCUGAUACACCCAUUACUGGUAGAGGCACAGCAGAUGAGCAGUGACAUUUGUCAAACACGUACUCAACUGUCACGCUUGACAUGCAUAGUCGGUAAACAGCAACAUUCAUAGUCCUGACUUUUGGAGCAGUAAGGCAGAUUUCACAUAAUGGUUAAACCUAUGGAUUACAGGCUUGUCAUGUUUGUGCUCACAGGACUGGUGAUCAGUGGUGCCCAUACCCGAGACUACCACUUUGUCAGCAUUCCGCUGAACUGGACCGAAGCGCAGAUAUUCUGUAGAGAUAUCUACACUGACCUGGUAACCAUUGAAAACACUGAGGAGAUCACUGCUGUUCUGGACACAACAUCAGAUUACACAGGCCAAGCCUGGAUUGGUCUCUCUGAUGACCUGGAAAAUGGCUGGAGAUGGUCCUUAAGUAACAGCAUUUUCUACAGUCAAGAUGAGAGACAAUUCAAAAACUGGGACUAUGGUUAUCCAUUGGGAGGACCAAAUAGGUGUGUGGAAUUAUUUGGUGAUGUCAUCGCACAGGGUAAAUGGGGCGAUGCUGGGUGUGAUUCCAAACGACCCUUUGUCUGCUACAGUGACUUGAACGACACUUCGUUUGUGAAGAUUGAGCAGCCUCUAAAUUGGACAGAUGCACAGAAAUACUGCAGAAAGAAUUAUGUCGAUCUGGCCAGUGUAAGAAGUAACGCAGAAAAUGCCAUUAUCGCCAACCUGACCUCUGGGGAUUCAGUGUGGAUCGGUCUCUUCUGGGACAAAGUGUGGUCUGACGGAAGCACCUCACUGUUUCGUCACUGGGCUGAAGGAGAGUCAAAUUCCAGUGUGGAGGAAUGUGUCACCACAGCAUUCAGCGAUGUAGGACUGUGGUCGGGUGAAAACUGUUCCCUCAGUUUCCCAUUCGUCUGCUACACAGCAGAUCUUCCGAAUGCAGAAAACUUCAUGUUAACCCAAAAGAAUACGACCAGUAUCACGCUGCAGUGGGACAGGGUCAGCAGUGCCGACGCCUUUGUUCUCCAGUAUGAUGACAUGGAGAUAAACAUCACAGCAUCUUAUGGAGAGGGACCCAUGACUUACACCGUCUCGUUUCUCACUGCUGGAACUGAUUACGAAUUCACUCUCUUCUCUGAGUUUCAGGGGUAUAGGAGCAGUGGAGUGAAUAUUAAUGCAGCUACAGACAAAAUACCUGUUCAUGUUGUCAGAUUGAACAUGAUGGUAACCUCUCUAGUUCAGCUGUCGCAAACAGAUCUGGACCAUCACCUGGAAAAGCUGGUUGGCCUGCAUGGACUGUCACCCAAGGUAUUGUCUAUAAAAGUAAAAUCGGACAGUCCCUGACGUCACUGAGCUGUUCUAUAGCACAGAAUCACUGUUAUGUUAGCCAUGUUAGCUAUGUAGCUACACAUUUGAGCUAAUUGAGCUGUUUCCUCUCAUCAUUUCUCAAAUUAAAGGUGAGACAAA
This is a messenger RNA of Cynoglossus semilaevis (tongue sole), 1917 nucleotides long. Its product is annotated as C-type mannose receptor 2. Gene Ontology annotation, molecular function: protein binding. The record is from RefSeq and is a predicted model, not a curated record. The transcript is spliced from 14 exons. The coding region runs from base 610 to 1794 and encodes 394 amino acids. Lineage: Eukaryota; Metazoa; Chordata; Actinopteri; Pleuronectiformes; Cynoglossidae.